GCAGCAGCACACGGUCUCCGGGGUCAUUAACCUGCCGCAUGUUGGAUACGUGAUAACAGACGGAUAUCGGCACCUGCGGGAAUAAGAAGAGCAGUUACGAGACAGUUGUGUAUUUAUUUAUUGUUUUUUUUUUGGUCUGUUUUUUGGAAACCUUUGCCAGGGAAGAGUAAGUCCGAGCAGCCAUGAGAGUUCAUCCCAUAUCUACCAGAUCCGUCCACAGCAACUUCUGACCAAACCUGAUUUAGUAAACCAAAGAUGUCAGCGUGCAGUGACUUUGCAGAACACGUGUGGAAACCCGGCUCUUGUAAGAACUGCUUCCACCCGCUUAGCGCUCAUAAGACUGUCGGCGGCCUGGAUGGCAGCGUGCCAGCCGCUUGUUUGAAGAGCAGCCUGGGAGGCGAUGAAGAAGCUGGAGUAACAACGCCUUCACCCUACAGCAAGCCAACCAUCGCUGUCAAACCCACUAUGAUGAGCCUUGACACCAACGAGUCGACUGACGUCAACAUGAAUAUAGAGCAGGAGAACACAAAGAGCCCAGUGGACCGUUUGGGCUUUAAGAAGCUGUUGGACCUAUCGUCGCUUUAUAUUGAUAGUAAUGGCUGCAACAAGGCACAUAGAGACACGGUUCUUCAGAGUCCUGAAGCCAAGAUGGACUACAACAACUCCUUUUCUUUUGCUCCAUUGUCUCCCAAUAUCCUGCCAAAAGACUCCAUGAUCAUUGGCAAUAUCUUUGUCACCCAGGAAGAGGGUAGAGGUUCUCAGAGUUUAAAGAAGAAUGCCAAUGGAGACACCCGAAGGCAGCAGAGUAGUACAACUGCUAUUAGAACCAAGAGCACUUACAAUGGAAGCAGUGUGACUACCAAGGCAAAUUAUCAGGAAGCCCAUCAGGCAUCUGUGGAGAUACCUUUGUCAGUAAAUAUUGUCCCCUCCAGUCCUGUCGCAGUUUAUAGCAAUGGUACUAGCAGUGGGAGUAUGGCUACUGUCACCACUAAGACUUCCAGCACUUCUACCACUUUCCCCACCACAACCAUAAGGGUGGACACUACUAGACUCAGUCCCCCUCCAGCCCUCCACUCUGCCCCUGUCCUGUCAAAACAAACCAGCCUAUCAGACUCCUCUUGUUCUUAUCGCAGUAGUACAGAUUCACUUCCUGGGGCAGAAGGGUCAGGAGGAAGACAAGUCAGGUCAGGGAGCCCCCAAAGUCCACCAUCCAUCGAUAGACCACAGUCAGCUCCCAACUCUCCCAAUGGACAUCCAGACUCAGAACCCAUUUAUGCAGAGAGCACCAAGAAAAAGCGCAGGCCGCAAGCAAAUGGAGUGCAAUCCCAUCCUGCAUCCCCAAACCUAAGUAAGAACUCGUCCUGCUCUGAGCCUGAGCUUUCAGGAGAGAGUCAGCGGGCUACCAUUACCGUCAUGGCUGCUCGCACAGAGGAGAACAACAGGACUUUCUACCUGAGCAGCCCAGAUUCAGCCGUAAGCACCCAGUGCCAUUUCAGCCCCACAGCACGUAAAGACCCCAGCAGCCCAGCCUUCCGCUGGCCCAGUCCCAGCCAUAGUGCACCCUCUGUGGCCACAGAAGCCAGCCUCACCCCCACUCUCUACCCCAAGCCUCACUCUAGCCCACCCAUUCCUCCAAAGAGGAACACCCGCUCACCCAAACUGGGCACCUCUAGCCUCUCACCAUCCAUGUCUUCUCCAGUCCCUCUUCCCGAACUCCCUAAACUGGGCACCUCCAGCCUCUCACCGUCCAUGUCUUCUCCCGUCCCUCUCCCAGAACUUCCCAUGCUUUUCCUUGUCUCUGCUAGAGAGGGACACUUCAAGGUCCACACAGAGCACCAUAGCGCGACAUCCGAACGCUGGCACAAACCCCACAACCACAGUCCUGGCUGGAACUGCUGCAUUGAGGAAGAAGAAGAGGAUGAGGAGAGAGAGCGGAAAGAGGGAGGGGAGAAGAAGAAGCCGGCCGGCAAUCCAGGGACAACCUCUCGGGUGACAGGCCUGGUCAAUGGUGCUGCUGUCUGGAAGGAGGCCAGGGACUGGCAGGCCCACAGCAGCCCCCCUCCGAUGACAGAGCCAGGCACGGCCCCCCCGGCUGCCCCCAACAAUGGUGCCUGUCAGGGGGAGACAGAGGGCACCGGUGCAGAGGAGGAGGGCAAGCAUAACGGGAGCAUGCCAGCCAAGCAACCGUUGCAUGGCGGCUCAUCAGAGCUGCUGGCAGCAGGAAAGGGAAUUGCCAACAAUGAGCCCAAUCCACCACCUCCCCCACCUAAGAAACUGCACAGAGUGUCCAGUAAGAUGAGUGGCAGCAACAUGGAGCUGGACCGCUGCAGCCAACAAGGAUCAGCAGAAAGUACUACUUCAUCUCCAUGGGGCCUGAGCAGUGCCAGCCUACCCACCGCCUCUACUGACAACCUGACUGCUGACACCGAUUCUCGGGAUGCUACACGGAUGUCUUGUGGCUCUCCAUUUCCCAGAAGUCCAGCGGCCUCAGCUCCAGGGUCUCCUCACCCACCCUCCCUCAGCAGUUUAGGUAGUCAGCCACCGCCACUCCCGGAGAAAAAAAUGGUCAACCGCACCGUGUCAGCUCCCGACAGCGCGAACGGAAAAGGCUUUGUCCGGGCCUACCCACGCCUUCCGUUCACUGGCUCAGAGAGCAACGUGUGUCGACCUGAUGUUAGCUCCAGGUCCAGUUUACCGUCCAGCCCCGUCGACCCACGGCCCAUUUUCUCCUCCAACGAGUCUCUGGAGCGUUGCCAUGCCCCGCUAGGCCGACCCUUGAGGUCCCGGACACUGGAUGAGCCACUGAAGACUCACGGGCGUCUGGGUGUCCACUGUCGAACCAGCAUCACCUGCUCCUCUUCUCCUCAGCUCAGCGCACCCUUCUCAUCCUCAGAACCAGUUCCGGCACCAAAUCUGGGCUCCAGCCUGCAGCUCCAGACUCUUCUGAGUAACAUUGACAGUAGAGAGGGAGUGUACUCCAAACUGGGAGGUCUGUAUGCAGAGUCUCUACGACGCUUGGCUCUAAAAUGUGAGGAUCACUUCACCCGCUCCCAGAAGAACACUCUGAGGUUUGAGGAGAGCAACUGGUCUCUGUUCAGGCUCACUUCUAACAAGCCAAGCUGCAACGCAGGAGAUGCUGUGUACUACUCUGCUGCUUGUGCCUCAGACCCUGGCAGCUCCUACGCUGUGAAGAUCUGUAAGAGUCCAUCCAUGGAGGCCAAACAGGGCCAUCUCUACGGUCUGUCAGUUCAGCAGAGCAUGCCUCCCCACUUCAACCUCCAGCAGGACCGUGGACACUUUCUCGCUUGUGUCCCCCAGAGCAUGCUGCCUUCUGACGAAGUAUCUCCGCGCACCACACCUGCCACACAGCUGCCUCAGCCCUCCACAUCUGCACCGGGCCAACAGGUAGACCGAGAGCGAGUGGUGGUCAUCACCCCUGAGAUUCCCCAGCAGACCACAGCUGACUUUGUUCGGGAAUGGGAGGCAUUCCACAAAACUCAGCCAGAAGUCUAUGAGCGCCGUGUUUGCUUCCUCCUCCUGCAGCUCUGCAAUGGCCUGGAGCACUUGAAAGAGCAUGGAGUCACGCACCGUGACCUUUGCCUAGAAAACCUGUUGUUGGUGCCUCAUCACCGCAGGCCCUCCCAGUUCCCACAACAGACCAACAAUGACAACAGUGCCAGUAAUGGCUCAAGUGGUAUAGACAAUCAGCGCCACCUUCCCCGGCUCCUCAUCAGCAACUUUGCCAAGGCCAAACGUCGCUCUUCUGAGGACGCUGCCUCAACCAAUGUAGACCCUCGCACCAAACGUGACCACGCCAGGCUGGCACCUGAGAUAUUGUCAGCAGCCCAGUACCGCAAAUUUGACGAGUUCCAAACGGGCAUCUUGAUCUAUGAGCUUCUCCACCAACCCAACCCAUUUGAGGUUAGCCCAGCACUUAAGGAACAAGACUACCGCUGCGAGGAACUGCCCCCCAUCCCCUCUGUCUCCCUUUACUCAGCUGGCCUCCAGAGGCUCGCCCAGCUCCUGCUCCAACCCGACCCCAUCAAACGAAUCCAUAUCCAGGAAGCCAAACGCAUACUGCAGAGCUUGCUCUGGGGCCCCAGGAAGGACCUGAUGGAGCAGCAGUUGGAGAAACAUGGACAGGGAGGAGGCUUUGUUGAUGGAUCCCGACACGAGGGCCUCCUCAACUGGCUAGAUGUGAAGCGCGCCCUCCUGAUGAUGAAGUUCGCUGAGCGUUCUCUGGAAUCUGAGAGGAACGCAGAGCUGGAGGACUGGUUGUGCUGUCAGUACUUUUCCUCGGCUCACCCUCUGUCCCUCUGCCAUACUGCUGAACUUCUCUACUCACUAAAGUAAUGGCUCACGUGGGCGUUAAAAAUGUGCGCAAGUGGAGCCAAAGUUAUUUGUGUGAAUGAGAAAGACCAAUAAUGUUAAUGUCUAGACACUAUGGAUUGGUCCAGACAGUGUGAUCCUUUGGAGAUACUGUGAAACCUGCCCAACUGCUUGCGCUACUGCUACAUGCAUGAGAGCCAUGCAUCAACUUAGCCGUCCACUCUGAACCUUUUACACAAACGGUAUCCUGCUACAAACUGUCAACUUAACAAAGAAAUGACCUGAAAGCUCAGCCAUACAGUCACAGACUUAUGGACAUAUGGACAAAAAUCACUGAAAGGUUGACAUACAGACUAGAAUCACUUGGUGCCAACGAGGCUGAUAAAUACAUCGGUAAAAAAGGAAGAAUAUGGACAGUAUUCAUAAUUCUAUAAUACACUUACCAAAGUUUCCUGUGUGACACUGUAUUUUGUGUAUUUAUUAAAUAUCAAUUGAGACAUUGUACCACUGAGAACAGGCUAAUAAUUCAUAACCCUAUUCUGUGUCAGCCAGCUUUGCAAAGUAAUGCUGUGUCUUGUCUAAAUGUGCAGCUAACUUUUUACUUUACUGGAUAUCUUGAUAAAAAAUAAGGUCACUAGCAGACUUACAGUGUUGCUCCUUUUCCGUCAUACAUUUAUUCAUGGGCACAUAGUGCUGUACUGUGUACUGUGUAAACAACACAAACUUUUCUUGAACUAGAUCAUCAGAAUAAUGCCUGUUCCUCCGUGGAUACUGGUUUAUUAGUUGGAAUGAUCAAAGGCAGCCUUCCUUAAAUCUAUGUUAUCUCAGGCCUUGUUAAACAGCACUGCAUAAUAAACAGACUCUGUAUAAAUUAAUGAUAAUCCAUACUGUCUAAUGCAACUCAAUUUGAAUUGGAAUGACAAAACAAUUCUCAACAUUAGCGAUUGCUUCUGCUGAAUGGAUAAUGCCCAGCUUUUCCUUAUCCAUACUUUUAGUAUAUAUUUAAAUGUUCUGACAUUUGUCACAGUGCCUUUUGUUCUUUGUAUAUGUUACAGUGACUUGGAAGCCAAAUGUAAAUAUUACUGACCAUUUGUCCUUGGUGAAACUGGCCUUUCACAGGAUGUUCUAGAAACAACUUUGUACAGUUAUUUGUAGAUGAUAUAAGAAAGAAAAUGAGCCCAAGCAGGUCUUAAAAAGCCAUGAAUAUGAGCAGCAGUUAAAAAAUAUUUAUGAUAUAAUUUGUUAUCCUGUAGUAGUCACUGGAAUUUCUGUGUUUAUUUUCCAUAUGUGGAUUAUCGAGUUGUGUUUUUUUGGCACAGCAGCAGCUGGGCCUGUUUUUUGUUUUUUCCCACCGUUUGUCCCGUGUAGGCUGCUUUUAGUCUCCAAUAAAGAAUUUUUCCUAAUAAAGUGACAAGAAAUUAACCGCCUGCAUGCAGGUUUUUGUCCAUGACCGAUGUCUCUGAUGUUGAAGAGAAAAAAACAAUGUGGUCUGAUCUCACAACUAAUACAUCAUUGAUUUGAACUAUUUUGUGUGUGCCUCACUUAUUUGCAUCUAUCAAUAAACUGUGCAUAUAUUUUCUCACAGUA
Messenger RNA from Toxotes jaculatrix (banded archerfish), 5916 nucleotides. RefSeq names its product inactive tyrosine-protein kinase PRAG1-like. The transcript is spliced from 6 exons. The record is from RefSeq and is a predicted model, not a curated record. Gene Ontology annotation, molecular function: ATP binding; protein kinase activity. Lineage: Eukaryota; Metazoa; Chordata; Actinopteri; Toxotidae. Bases 256 to 4353 code for a protein of 1365 amino acids. Gene Ontology annotation, biological process: protein phosphorylation.